CAGACGUUGGACGAAGAACCAAACAUAUAAGGUCGCCCUGGUACCUCGAACCAGCCAGAAAUCUUCCUGUCGGAAACAUCAAAAAGUUACAUAGAUGGCGCUACAAUGCAGAUGUUACGAGAGUCGAUUCCCGGAGCAGGACGAUAUCGUAAAGGUAUGUGUUCACGCCGUGGGAGAGAUCAUGGCAGACGUCCGGCUCAUUGAAUACGACAACAUCGAGGGCAUGAUCCUACUGAGUGAGCUCACACGUCGACGGGUCCGCUCGGUUAACAAACUGGUGUGUGUGGGUCGUCCCGAGUACGUCCUCGUUAUGAGGGUUGACCAGGAGAAAGGCUAUAUAGACUUGUCAAAAAGGCGAGUGUCAAAGGAGGAGGCAGACGAAUGUGAGGGGAAAUAUUCCAAGGCCAAAGCUGUCAACAGUUUUCUGUGUCAUGUGGCGUCUCUCCUUGCGUACGACACAGAUCAACAACUGGAGGAGCUCUACUCACGUACAGCUUGGUACUUUGACAAAAAGUACCAGAAACAAGGAGCAUCGUAUGAUGCAUUCAAGUGUUCAGUGAGCCAGCCCGAGUUGUUUGACGGGUGUAACCUGGAUACCGAUACGAGAGACGUAUUACUAGCUAGCAUCAGACAGAAAUUAUCGCCCAAAAUAGUCAAAGUCAGAGCAGAUAUAGAGGUAGCAUGUACAGGCUACGAAGGGGUUGAUGCUGUAAGGAGGGCGUUGAAGAAGGGACUGGAGCUGACAACAGGAGAAAGUCCUGUAAAGAUACAUCUGAUUUCCCCACCGGUGUUUGUGGUAUCCACCAGCACAGUGGACUGGCAGGCCGGGAUAUCGAAAGUGACCGCUGUACUGGACGUGAUCAAGGCUAGUAUCACAGAGGAAGGUGGCCUGUAUCACACAGAUCGACAGCCAAGUGUCAUCAAUGACACAGAUGAAAUUUAUUUAGCGCGGCGAUUACAGGAGCUGGAAGUGGAGAAUCGAGAGAUUAGCGGUGACGAAAACAGUGAUGCUUACAGUGACGACACAAACGAUGACAUAGAGUCGUGUACCGAACAUGACAGGACUGUCAUUAUAGGAUGA
This is a messenger RNA of Mizuhopecten yessoensis (Yesso scallop), 1081 nucleotides long. RefSeq names its product eukaryotic translation initiation factor 2 subunit 1-like. The record is from RefSeq and is a predicted model, not a curated record. Gene Ontology annotation, molecular function: RNA binding; translation initiation factor activity; ribosome binding. Bases 95 to 1081 code for a protein of 328 amino acids. The transcript has 8 exons. Gene Ontology annotation, cellular component: eukaryotic translation initiation factor 2B complex; multi-eIF complex; eukaryotic translation initiation factor 2 complex. NCBI's taxonomy places the organism in Eukaryota, Metazoa, Mollusca, Bivalvia, Pectinida, Pectinidae.